Messenger RNA from Blepharisma stoltei, 817 nucleotides. The record is from the annotation of a GenBank genome assembly. Lineage: Eukaryota; Ciliophora; Heterotrichea; Heterotrichida; Blepharismidae.
AUGAUGAAUGACAAAAAUAUUAAACCUAUUCCAAUUACUGAUGAUGUUUGAAUGGUGCCUUGCUCCAUAUCAAAAGACAAAAAAGAAUAUCAAGCAAUAGGCAGGCCAUAUAAUUCAGACAUCAAAUCCGACAGAUUGCAAGCCAGACAGUUUUGGCUUCCAGAAGAAGAUGAAACUCUCAGAGAUUUGGUGCUGCACAAAGGCACACAUAGAUGGAGUUUAAUUGCAAAAGAAGUCAACUCAAUCGUUCAUAAUGGGAUGCCAAUAAGGCAAGGCAAGCAAUGUAGGGAGAGAUGAUAUGCUUGAUAAAUUAAAGUAAAUUAUAAUAUAAACUAUAUUAGUUAAAAAAAAUUCUAUGAUGUUGGUAUAUAAUCAUCUUAAUGAUGGCUUAAUAAAAGGCAACUGGACCCCUGAAGAGGAUAUAAUUAUUUUAGAAAAACAGCUGGAAUGGGGAAACAAAUGAAGUGACAUUGCAAGACUUCUUAAAGGGAGAACUGAAAAUCAGGUAAAAAAUAGAUGAAAAAGCAUAACAAAAAGAUCAAAAAAAUCCCGAAAAGGACGAGAGCAGAUAAAAACAAUUAUUUCAGAAAAAAAAGGCUUAGAACCUGAAAGUGUGCCAUUGAGCUCAGUGAUGCCGAUUUCUCCUAUGAUAGUCAGUUCUCCUGGAUUUAUUCCAUUUGCAUUUGAUGAUCAUGGUUUUUCGAACUUAGCAGAUCAGAUAAAAACGAUUUAUCAAAUAGGAAUGACUGGCAUGCAACAAACUGAUGUAUCUCCUUCAGCUUUUCUAUUUUUAAAUAGUCCAAAUGUCAGGCAAUAA